CGGGGACUUCCCUUCCCUUCCCUCCCCUCCCCUCCCCUCGCCGCGCCCGCAAGAUGGCGGCCGGCUGCCCCGGAAGCGCUCGGCGCGCGGGGAGGCCUCGAACAUGGCGUGGCGAUGCUGGGCCCGCGCUUGGGGACCGCGGGCGCACAGAGUCGCCGUGCUGCUGGAGCAGCCGCGCGGGUUCCGCCGGGCGCGGCCCCGCGCCGAGGAUCCGCGCGGUGCCGGUGCUGAGGCGCAGCCCGGCCCCCCGCCGCCGCCGCCACCGCGGCGCAGCCUCUGCCCCCCGCCGCAGCAGCCGCCGGCCCGCGCCCGCCGCCCCUCGCCCGGGCGCCUCGUGAAGCCGCUGGUCUUCGCCGUCGGGUUCACAGGCUGCGCCUUCGGCUCCGCGGCCAUCUGGCAGUACGAGUCGCUGAAAUCUCGGGUGCAGACGUACUUCGAGGAAGCUCGGGCGGACUGGAUGGAUAAGAUACGACCUCAGAAAAGAGGGGACUUCAGGAAGCAGGUUAACAGGUGGUGGAGUAGCCUGACUGAGGGUCAGCGGACUGUGACAGGUAUUAUAGCUGCAAAUGCCUUUGUAUUCUGUUUAUGGAGGUUGCCUGCUAUGCGACGGAUUAUGUUUACAUAUUUCACCUCAGAUCCCUCCUCCAGAGCCCUGUGUUCUCCCAUGCUGCUCUCUACAUUUAGUCACUUCUCUCUUUUCCACAUGGCAGCAAAUAUGUAUGUUUUAUGGAGUUUUUCCACCAGCAUAGUCUCUCUUCUGGGAUGCGAGCAGUUCAUAGCAGUGUAUCUUUCUGCUGGGGUUAUCUCCACUUUUGUCAGUUAUGUUGCUAAAAUGGCUACUGGAAGAUUUGAACCAUCCCUCGGAGCUUCGGGAGCUAUAAUGACUGUCCUUGCAGCUGUGUGUACAAAGAUGCCAGAAGCAAAGCUAGCCAUCAUUUUUCUUCCAAUGUUUACAUUUACAGCAGGAAGCGCUUUAAAAGCCAUAAUUGCAUUCGACACUGCAGGGCUCGCUCUGGGCUGGAGACUUUUUGACCAUGCUGCACAUCUUGGAGGAGCUCUAUUUGGAAUGUGGUAUGUGACAUAUGGCCAUGAGCUUAUAUGGAAGAACAGAGAACCACUGGUGAAGGCUUGGCAUGAAAUGAGGACAAAGAACCCAGGAAAAGGAGGUGGAAGAUCUAACUGAUUCUAAUCCUAGAGAUUACUUGUGCCCAAGUGGUAUAUUACUUGAAGAGAUGAGAUUGAAUUGGUUUUGAAGGCUGUUUGCUACUCCACAUUAAGCCUCUCAGGAGCUGAAGUUUCUAAUGUAAACUAGAGUUACAAAAAUGCAAAUCCAUAGAAAAUGAACUCUGACAAAGGUGGAACAAUAAAGGUUUAUAUCCUAUAGCUUUUUAGGGUAACAGUGUACAUUACCUUUUUAUUAAAGUGGGAGUAAGAAAGUGUUCCAGUGGAGCACUGGAAACUCAAUCAAAAAAAAAAAAAUCUUCAAAAUUUGGCACAACUUAGGAAGAUAAGCAGUUGGAAAACCAAGGGAGUUAAUGGAUCAUUCAUCCCCUGAUGUCUUCCAGUCAAGGCUAGAUGCUUUUAUAAAAGGCAUCUUUUAAACAAAUUGGACUGAGCAUAAGGCUAAUAUGGUGAAGUUCAGUAGUCUGUAUUAUUGAGAAAGCAGUGGUCUCUUCUGAUAAUAAACUUGAAAUACAUGAAGCAAUACUGGAAUGUUUGUACAGUUAGCUAAAGCUACAUGAUGGUUAAUGGGUCCAGCUUUAUUCAUCUGGCUGGGUUGUGUUUUUGUUUUUGUUUUUUUUUUUUUUAAUUUCUGUCUGCUUCCAAGACAACAUCACAUCUUGUUAGAAUUUAUCACAAAGAUAUAUUUUUUUUCCAGAUUACAUCCAGUGGAAUAAUGGCUUACAUUGUGGUUUUGGAUAUUUUUACCAUAAGUAAUACUGCUUUCUGUAUCUCUUUCACUGCAUUAGUCUUUUAAGUUACUAACUAAAUUGUUAGUUUCCUUUAAGGUUUUUCUAAGAAUUUCAAAACAGUAAGUUAUUUUUGGAAUGUGCAAAUUUGGAAAAGAUGAGCAGCUUCAAAAAUAGGUAAGAUGCCUGAGAUCAGUAACCACAGUAACCAGAAGUAACUGCUGAAGUAAAACUGAUCUUAGUACUACAAUUGAUGCUCCUCUUACAUAAAUACAAAGAAAAUUUGGAUAUUUUUUUGUAUGGUCCUGCAAGGAUAACUACUGAAUGCCUUGCAAGGGGUGAGGACUCUGCCCAGAUAUGAGUUGUUGGGAUCAAACCUUUAGCUCCUCCCUGUAGGCUGAAUUAAUGUCAUUCCAGACUGACUGACCUGCAGAAGAAUAUUGCAUCUGUAAGAAGCAAACAACUUGCGCCUUUUUUUUACUUUAUAACAGUGCACUGUAGAAAAUACACUUCCUGUAUUAUGCUUUUAUUGAUAAACAGUACAUAGUGCUUAACAGCACCAAUUGUAAUAAAUCAUUUAGUACAAAA
This is a messenger RNA of Rhea pennata, 2498 nucleotides long. It is a transcript of the gene PARL, whose product is annotated as presenilin associated rhomboid like. The transcript has 10 exons. The coding region runs from base 104 to 1183 and encodes 359 amino acids. The record is from RefSeq and is a predicted model, not a curated record. NCBI's taxonomy places the organism in Eukaryota, Metazoa, Chordata, Aves, Rheiformes, Rheidae. Gene Ontology annotation, molecular function: serine-type endopeptidase activity. Gene Ontology annotation, cellular component: membrane.